Molecule: messenger RNA, 714 nt
Organism: Ceutorhynchus assimilis (cabbage seed weevil)
Lineage: Eukaryota; Metazoa; Arthropoda; Insecta; Coleoptera; Curculionidae
Source: the annotation of a GenBank genome assembly
AUGGUGGUUUUUAUCAAUGUAAGACUGAUUAAAGUGGAACGGGAUUGCUAUAUCCUGAGAGCAGAAGAAAAGAAAUGGUUAAGUGCACCCGUGAAAAAUCUCCUUUUCCAUUAUGGAGAACACAAACCUCAAUUUUCAAGCACUUCCAUAAGAGCAGAGGAAGUGUGGAAAAAGAUCCACGAAAAGAUGGCUGGAGACGGUUUUCAUUUUACUUCAGAGCAAAUAAAAACAAAAUUCAGCAAAUUAAAGCAGCAGUACAUGAAAGUGAAAGACAAUAAUUUACAAACUGGUGUAGCUCCUAUGGAUUUCCAGUGGUUGGAGGAAUUCGACGCAAUUUUUGCUAAAAACCAUAAUGUGGAACCAGUGGCAACUGCAAGUUCUCUAACAUUCACACCAUUAGCUGCAAAACCGACAAGUAGCACCAGCGUAAUUCCAAAACAUUCAAAAAAAAGUAACACUGAAAAAAUUAUAGAAAACAUCGAUAAAAUGAGGCAGGAGCGGGCAAAUCGACAACAUGAAAGGAAUGAAGAAAGAAGCAUCGAGCGACGAGAGAUAUUGAAUGAGCUCCGUAGAGGGAAUGACCUUUUUGAAAAAGUGUUGGAAAAGUUCAAAGACUACGUGAAAAAUCUCCCGAAAUCUCUCCUCGUCAUUUCAAGACCACCAGAAACUUCAAGAGUGUUCCCAACGGUAUUGGCAGAAGUUUUAGCAGGUUAA